GUCCGGAUGGCUUCUGUUGGGGAGGAUGCGUACUGUCACAUCUACGCGCAAUCCUUAGGUGUUGAUUACGAUCCCCUAACGGAGCUGGUUUUUUUCGACAAUGUGGAUAGUCACCGAGAGAUUUUAAUUUUCAGGCGUAGUGGGACGUCGAUGCGUCGUUACUUAAUCGGAGGCAAGAAGUCCAUCGUCUGUAGCGUAUCACUUGCUAGAACGGACGACUUGAAUGCGGCGGUCUUGUCCCCAGACGGCUCGGUGUUGUGUUUGCAACAUGAGUCCUGCGGUUUAGAGCUUCUGGAUUUACCUCGUAGUUGCGAUGCGUCGCACCUAGAGUUCCACGCAAUGGUGAGCCGCGAUGUGUCGUGUGCGGACGAUGAGGCGCUGGGCGUGGCUUGGGUCGCCUCGAACAUGCUUGUUGCCGCGUUUAGUGGAGGAUUUGGACUCUACGAAGUGGAGUGCAGCCGCGAGGGCGCGAAGGUGUCACUAGUUCGACACGUGCAGAUGCCAAUCUGUCAUUUUUGCUGCGCGGUGGACGCGCGUACGAUUCUUUUUGUGUCUGGUUCCCAAGACCACGACGCCCUCCAGUUGUGGAUGUUUGAUGAGCAGAGUUGCGCGUUUGAGACGGUCGUCCUGGACGCGUGCGCCUCGGUUCAAUUCGAGCCCAACAACGUCUACCUGAGAACCGUCUAUGGCGUGCCUUACUGCAUUGUCGUGGAUCCCCACAACGGAAAAAUGUACCUGUACAGACUCUGUCGAGAGAGUCGUUGCGAAUACUGCUCGAUAGACUUGCUCUUCAAAGGACCCGUAUGUUUGAGCUUCAUAGACCACCUCAUCAUCGUCCACAGCAUGACGGCAAUGCUGAGUUUCAUAUUCGAUGUUCGCAUUGGACAAGUUUUGGAAAACGUGAUUGAGUUCCCGGUGACAGCUCCCUUUCCCGUCGCACUUCGCCGCCCGGAUCUCGGCGCGGAAGCGCCCCACUCGUCGGACACUCAACAAGAAAAUGAGCUCGGGUGCAACGACGCCUACUUGGACUGCGCGUUUCGGCCUCCAGACCUCCUUUUCAACGAAUCACUCGGAGAAAUAUACGUCCUAAAACUGGACCUUCGCACCAUCUCUGCCUCCAUCUCUCACCCGCUCAAGCGCGCUCACUUCCUAGUCAACAGAAAGGACAGACACCUCUUCUUUCAGUUCAUGAGCCAGUGCCUGGACUCUCGUUACCUGGAGCUAGACGACGUCACCUUGUUCUUUAAUUACCUCGUGUCCAGGAUGGCCGAGCGUUUCGCGAAACCCGCCGAAAUUUCGCCGAAUUCUCCGCAACUUCCAUUCGACAACUCGAUACUGCCCUCGGACGAAGGCACCCUCUACGCCGAGCGGUACUGGACGGACUACGUCGACGCGGACGGCCCGCCUCUCUACGUCGAGAGGCGAGUCGGCGACGCCGUUCAGAUAGAGAGGGAGCGAUUUUUCGAUGGCGAAUGCGAUUUUGAGUCGUUUGAAGAUUACAUUUGUCAAGAGGAGCUUUACGCUUGCGUUUUUCUCCCUGCUUCUAGGUCCUCCGCCGUGUCUCCGGGGUUUUUGACGUCUGUGCUCUGCGUCUACAUCUCCUCGCUGAAUGGCUACAAGCUGGUCGCGAGUCCCCGCCUGAUCGGUCUCCUCAUUGACUUGCUUGUGUGCCACCGAAAGUUUAGCCAGCUGCAUCAGCUCGUCCAGUACCGAUCGAUUCCGGACGUGCUCUACGUUGCCCUCCACCUUCUGCACGCCGAGUGUGUCUAUCCCCCCGCGCGCCAGGUUGCCGUUGGCAUGCUCAUGCGCCUCAACCAGCUCAGCUUUGUGUUCGAAGUUUUGCUCAAAAAAAAUAAAAUUCUUCGUGCCCUCGAACUCGUCACGGACGCCGCGUCGGACGACCGUCCGACGCAAUCUGCGGAAAUCGGCGGACGUCUGUCGACCCUGCUCGAGAGGGCGAGGGCCGCGAACGACCAAUUCGCCCUCCGCGUCAUCUGGGACGUCAUCGAGAACGGCUCCCUCACGUAAAGAAGAAAAAAAGAAAAAAAAAAAAA
Molecule: messenger RNA, 2054 nt
Organism: Schistocerca gregaria
Lineage: Eukaryota; Metazoa; Arthropoda; Insecta; Orthoptera; Acrididae
Product: regulator of MON1-CCZ1 complex-like
Exons: 2
Coding region: 7-2028 (673 amino acids)
Biological process (GO): regulation of autophagy
Cellular component (GO): lysosomal membrane; late endosome membrane; Mon1-Ccz1 complex
Source: RefSeq, a predicted model, not a curated record